Trichoderma asperellum CBS 433.97 is the source of this 986-nucleotide messenger RNA. RefSeq lists its product as uncharacterized. The record is from RefSeq and is a predicted model, not a curated record. NCBI's taxonomy places the organism in Eukaryota, Fungi, Ascomycota, Sordariomycetes, Hypocreales, Hypocreaceae.
CUUGACUCUCCUGAAAACAAUUUGCUCCUCCCGUACAUCGUGCAGCACACAGCCAGCCUCACCAGACCGAUUGCUUCCUUUGAUUAGACUGGAGUUCGCGGUGAUUUUUGCCAUUAUCCACAAUCUAUUGGUUUUGAUGUUGAACACAUACUUAAUAGCCAGCUUACUUGUGGGACUCUUUGCACAUGUGAAAUACUAGUCAACCAUCAAUGACAAUGGCCACCACGUUUCAGUCCUUCUCACGCCUCCCCUUUGAAAUUCGCAGCCAAAUCUGGGCCUUGGCAGCGUACCCACGUCUCGUCCACAUCCGCACAGAGCCCAAGCCAGGCCGAUUUGAGGGCCACCGUUUUGCAGGCUCGGACCGUUAUUUUGCCUCUAUGAUUCCACAAGCGGAACUCAUGCAUGUCUGCCGGGAGUCUCGUCAACUCGCUCCAUAUCAGAAAGCAUUCUUCACUACCUUACCUGGCGACUCCGAGACUCGGUAUAUUUGGGUGAAUUUUAACGAGGACAUGAUCUGCCUCGAACACCACCAUCUGUCCGCCCUUAACCCGCAUGCGGCCGAUAUUCAGCGGCUUAGGUUCACCGUACCAACGGGGAGAGAAUUUGAACACUGGGGCGAACCAUUUACUAGAUUUACGAGCUCAUGGUUCACGGAGUUUACCGCUCUGCGGGAAUUGCACUUGGCCAUAUCGUAUUACAUGAAUUUCUGGGGGGCAACCUCUGGCUCGUAUGGCAUUUGUCCUAUCGCUAAUGUUAGGUUUGUUGACAUUCAUACGGGGCUUAUGUUGACUAAAGCUCAGAUUGAUUUAGCAGAGGAAUGGUUAAGCCAGAAGGGGUGGCUAGUACAGAAUAUGGAUGACAUUGACGAAGAGUUGUGGUCCGUUAGUGGAUUUCCUUUUAUUGAGCUUUGCUCAGAUGUAGAAUAAGAUUACUGUAUAAUACAAUAACUAAGCUAGCUCAAAUGAUGGAGAGAUUUUUAUAUGGUG